This is a messenger RNA of Scomber scombrus (Atlantic mackerel), 1603 nucleotides long. RefSeq names its product thymidine kinase 2 (gene tk2). Bases 98 to 949 code for a protein of 283 amino acids. The record is from RefSeq and is a predicted model, not a curated record. Gene Ontology annotation, molecular function: deoxynucleoside kinase activity. The transcript has 10 exons. Lineage: Eukaryota; Metazoa; Chordata; Actinopteri; Scombriformes; Scombridae. Gene Ontology annotation, cellular component: mitochondrion; cytoplasm.
AUAAAGACUCAGAAGAAGAAUAACAAAGAAGAAGUCGUCUCUUCUUCCUGUCUCAUAUAUUAAGUUAUCAAUAAGAUUUCAAGCUUCUGUGUGUGAGAUGAUGCUGCCAGGUUGUGUGACAUUAUUAUUCAGGUGUGUCAGACUGGUGUCUGCUCACUGUGCUGUGAGCCCAUCCUCACUGAUGUCAGCAGGAUGGAACAGAAGGACAUGGUUAUCAGCUGGAGGCUUCACGCUCAUCCACAGCAGAGCACGCAGCCGCGCGCCGUCGCACCAGACUCCAGGGAAGCUGAUGCGUAGUGGAGAGGAUAAGAAAGCAGUGGUCUGGAUUGAGGGGAACAUUGCCAGCGGGAAGACGACAUGUUUGGAGUAUUUCAGCAAAACAAGUAACCUAGAGGUCCUCACAGAACCAGUGUCUAAAUGGAGGAAUGUUCGUGGACACAACCCUCUGGCUCUGAUGUACCAGGAUCCUGAGCGCUGGGGCAUCACACUGCAGACCUAUGUUCAACUCACCAUGCUGGAUAGACAUAUGUCACCCAUGUCAGCUCCUGUCAGGAUGAUGGAAAGGUCCAUCUUCAGUGCCAAGUACAUCUUUGUGGAGAAUCUCUUCAGAAGUGGAAAGAUGCCAGAGGUGGACUAUGCUGUUCUUACUGAGUGGUUUGAUUGGAUCACAACUAACAUAUCCAUUCCUGUAGAUCUUAUUGUCUACCUGCAGACGUCUCCUCAGACCUGCCAUGAGAGGUUAAUGCAGAGAUGCAGAGAGGAGGAGAAGGUCAUUCCACUGGAGUAUCUGGAGUCCACCCACCAGCUCUAUGAGGAUUGGCUCAUCAAACGUAGUUCCUUCUUUCUUCCUGCUCCAGUUUUGGUGAUUCCUGCUGACCAAGAUCUCCCAAACAUGCUGGAUAGAUAUGAAGAGAACCGUGACAAGAUCCUAACAGCUAACUACCUCUAAUACCCAAACACACUCCUGCAUCAACACAGGAGAACGCUGUUUACAGAUCAUUGUUAUACAUCUCACUAUCACAGUCACAUAUAUCUGAAGGCUAACAUUGAUAUUCAGAAGCUUUUAAUUAGAGAAUUUUCUUACCCAAAAUAUAUAUUAAAGGUAUUCUCAGACAGUGUCUCAGAUACCAGGUAAACAUUCCAUUCACCAUCUUAAAAGACUCCGAUAAGCCUUAAAGGAGCUUGGAAAAAGGCAUUUCAAAGAAUGUUCCCAGUGCUCCUCAGGCUCAGGCCUUCAAACUGUGAGGUUUAACUACAUUGUGUACAGUCCCAUCAAUCUCUCAUUGAGUUUUAAUUUAUUAGUUUGCAUUUUUUUUCUUUGUUACUGAAUGCACUUAAAGGUACCGUCCAGAAACGAUGCUUUAGCUCUAUUACAUAGGUGUGACAAUAUGUGAUGUUUUUGGAACUCAGUAAGUACAGGAUGUGGUUGAUACAGGCUGGUUUGCAAGGGGACUACAGAUGACUUAUGAAGUAAACACUGGUCAUUCACAACCAUAGCUGCUACAGGGUAGGGAUAACAUGUUUCUGUAAUUCCUUUUAAUGAAGGACUCUUUAUAUUUAUCACAUUUUUUUCCAUUUUAAUAAAUCCUAUAAUCUUAAACUC